This is a messenger RNA of Mauremys mutica (yellowpond turtle), 1323 nucleotides long. RefSeq names its product galectin-9-like. The record is from RefSeq and is a predicted model, not a curated record. Lineage: Eukaryota; Metazoa; Chordata; Testudines; Geoemydidae. The coding region runs from base 1 to 1008 and encodes 335 amino acids. Gene Ontology annotation, molecular function: carbohydrate binding. The transcript is spliced from 9 exons.
AUGGUUUCUGCUCCCACUGCCCCAGCUCUCUGCAAAGGACUAUGGGUCACUGUGAAACCCAGCUUCCAGAGCAAUGCUGCGGCUGAGAGGGUGAAGGUGUUCCUUGAAGUGUCAUCCCUCCCUCCUGGCACGGGCAGCCCAGGUCACACCAUCUCAUUCUGUUUCAGUUUUGGGGUGAACCUGCGGUGCGGGAACGGGGACAUCGCCUUCCACUUUAAUCCGCGUUUCAACGAGGGCCGCCCGGUGGUUGUGUGCAACACCGAGCAGAACGGCUGCUGGGGGGCGGAGGAAAGGACCUACCACAUGCCCUUCCAGCCAGGCAUCUACUUCGAAGUAAUCAUCAACGUCAGGGGCCACUGCUAUCAGGUCUCUGUGAAUGGUCAGCACUUCCUGGAGUACAGACACCGCCUUCCCCUUCAUACUGUCCAGAUCCUGGAGAUCAAAGGGGACGUGACUGUGAACUGCAUCAACUUCACAAGCCCCAGCAUCUCCAAUGUGUUUGCCCAGCCAGUCUUCGGAGCUCCAGCUCCCAGUAGGAAGAAAGUGAAGAACUUCCCAGGACAGGUGUCAGCUGCCUCGCACAACACUCCUAUGACCAUGACCAACCCUGUUGUCCCAUUCCAAGUGGCCAUCCCAGGGACUAUCUCCCGGGCCCGCAAGAUCACCAUUGUGGGGAACGUGCCUUUCCAUGCAAACAGCUUUCACGUCAAUCUGAAAAACAGCAUGACCGGCAACAUCGCCCUGCACAUCAACCCACGGCUGAGGGAGAGGGCGCUGGUUCGGAACACCCAAACGCACGGCACGUGGGGCUCAGAGGAGAGGCACCUCUCCACCCUGCCUUUCGCGCCAGGCCAGGCUUUCCAGAUGGAGAUAGUGAACACAAGGAGCUGCUACCAGGUCUCGGUGAACGGGCUGCGUGUAUUUGACUAUGUCCACCGCAUCCCUGCAAACCAGGUGGACCAGCUACAGAUAGCGGGGGAUGUGACACUCUCCUGUGUGCAGUACUGAUGGCCCCUCCUGGGCCACUAAGUUCUCACUAUUUGACUCAACCCACUGGGCUCAGUCUCAUCCUCCACUCCAGAGCCCUCUCAUCAUCUUCAUUCAACAGCUCCACUGCCAAGCCCGGAGAUCUCAGCCACCAAAUCUCACAUCGUACAGAAACGCUGAAGUCUCACUAUGGGGGUUGAGGGAGGGAAGGGCUUCUCUCAUUGUCUCUUCUUUGUCUAUCUGCAUUUCUGAUACUGUAGAUUAAAGCCGUGGUUCUCAACCUUUCCAGACUACUGUACCCCUUUCAGGAGUUUGAUUUGUCUUGUGUAUCACAAG